GCUCAUGUUUUAGUGUUACACCAAAGCUGGUACUUCCUGUUGUUGAGUUCGCCGAGCUCGCCGCGCAGGACUUGGUCAUGUUUAGGAAUGUUGUGAGCAGGCUCGUGACAGAAACGUUUCGUUUUGAUCGUCAUGUGAAACGAGCCGCGUUUAGACCGUCGUUAACGUCCGCCCGAGUCCCGGUGAGGAGUCUGACCGACGCCAAGGACGAAGUGCAGCCGCCUUUCGAUUCCUCCCUGCUGGACUUCCUGGUGUGUCCGCUGUCCAAGAAGCCACUCCGGUAUGAUGCCAAUACCAACGAGCUGAUCAAUGAGGAGCUUGGCAUCGCCUAUCCCAUCAUCGACGGCAUCCCCAACAUGAUCCCCCAGGAGGCCAGACUCCUUCAGAAGGACACAGACGCUUCUAAUCCACCUGCACAGUAACAGAAAGUCUAUCAAAGACCUUCAUUUGCCAGAAAACCGAUUGAGCACUGCUAUUUUUUUAAAGAAAAAAACUGUAAAGCUAAUCUGCUAGAAUGCUCUCCUUGUCCGUGAUGGUGGGACUGGUCCCCAUCGUGUCACUCAUUGGCUUGUUCUACUCUGCAGCCGUGGAUGAGAACUUCCCUCAAGGCUGCACCAGCGGCAACAGUCUGUGCUUCUACAGCCUGCUGCUGCCGGUCACCAUCCCCGUCUACGUCUUCUUCCAUCUCUGGAGCUGGAUGGGGAUCAAGCUCUUCAGACACAACUAGGAUGCUCUCUGAAAACAACCCACGGCAUGUUUUCUGAUGCACUUUUACCUCCUUUACCAACUUCAGUAACAUUAUUUUCUUUAUUUCAUGUCUGUUAAAGUCUGCUAGACUUGGGUUUUACUUGUCUGGAAGUUUAGGCUUGCAGGUAGGACUCAUAGUAACCGAGUCCGUGUAAACGCUAACUGCUACUGAACAAACUCCUGUUAUAAAAUGGAUAAAUGUAACCGAUUUAACAACUGAACUUCUUGGAUUUUUCCAGUUCUUGCAGAAAAGAAUAAACAACUUUAUUGGAAUAA
Nothobranchius furzeri (turquoise killifish) is the source of this 1023-nucleotide messenger RNA. RefSeq names its product PIGY upstream open reading frame (gene pyurf). NCBI's taxonomy places the organism in Eukaryota, Metazoa, Chordata, Actinopteri, Cyprinodontiformes, Nothobranchiidae. The record is from RefSeq and is a predicted model, not a curated record.